AUACUAAACCAAGACCAAAACAACGUGCUGCGGAAUAGAAACGUUUUUAUUUAGUUUUUAUCUGAUAAAUAAAGGAUUUUAAGGAUGCCCCAGGGAAAAUUCAAGAAGGCGAAGCUGCCCGCUUCCAUACAGAAGAAGAAGAACCAAAAACAAGCCGCCUUCACACGCCGUUCGAAUGCCCCCAUUCAGGCGAAAAAGGCCAAGUUCAACGAGACCCAGAAGAUCAAGUCCGUCAUCUCGAAGUCGGUGAACAAAAGUGUGGAGAGCGAACUGCGAUCCCGCGCCCACGAAGGCUACAUCCAGUUGAGCAAGGCGCAGGAGGCGGUGGCCAAGCACCACGCCUCCCAGGCGAAGGCGGCUGCGGCGGCCAGCACCGCCAAGUCCACAGAAUAGUUUUCUUUAAUCCUAAGUACAUUGUUGAUCACCGAACGACCUGCAUAUUUGAUAGUAAAACCUUUUUAAACCAAUUCCAAUAGUGUCAUUUAUAAACCAAGUUGAAAAAAUAUCCUUUAGGCUCAUAGUUCUGCUAAAACUAUCAAGUGGUAUAGUUUCAAAUUAAACUUACAGGUUUUUGGGUAAAGUCCCUAUAAUUACUAAUAACUAUUUUCUUUCUUGAUAAGUGAUCAUUGUCAUACUUUUAUAUUGCUCCAAAGACCCAUCAUUUUAGGAGUAUUUUUUCAAUUUUCAUACUAUCGAUGACCUGAAUAUUUUAUAGUAAACCGUUUAGAAAUUA
Messenger RNA from Drosophila takahashii, 733 nucleotides. RefSeq lists its product as uncharacterized. The record is from RefSeq and is a predicted model, not a curated record. Lineage: Eukaryota; Metazoa; Arthropoda; Insecta; Diptera; Drosophilidae.